AUGGAGACCCCCAUCGCCGAAGCACUCGAACAUGUCGCCUUCCUCCAAACGCUCAACCGUUUGUGCGAAAAUAACCAACACGAAUUAAUUUUAUCCGUUCUUCAAGCGAACAAAAGUGCCGAGGAAUAUUUAUCUUUACUCCUGUUGAUUUCGUUUCCCAAUUGCGUGACUUGCGUCGAAAUAUUCAUCGAUAAUUUACCUGCCGAAGCAAUCGAGAAACCCGGAUCUCUUGGAAGAAAUGCUCUGAUUGCGGCAAUCGUAUUGGGAGAAAAUAACUUUGCCGUCAUCGAGACGCUCGUAAAGUACAAAAAAGGUGUUUUAGUGAAUGUGCCUGAUGCUUUGGGACGCACCGCGGUUCAUUACGCCGUGAUAAAGGGCGAUACGAAGAUCGUAAAGUUGUUGUGCGAAGAAGGAAAUGCUAAUCCUGAUCACAUCGACAACGAUGGAAACACAAUUUUGCAUCAAUUUUUCCUGUUUAACGUCAAAAAUGCCGAACUUUUAGGUUAUCUAAUGCGCGGGAAGCCCCAACAGCACAAAAUGUUAAAUGUUCAUAACAGCAAAGCUCAAGGCAAAAGUACCCCGGGUAUGUUGGCGAUGGGCAUGAACAGUCCUUACAUGUCCCAACUCUUUCGAGAAAUGCGCGACAUUCCUCCUGAACGACAUCCAACCGUUGAACGUCGCAAAAUGGCGCUCGAUUUAUCACUUUACGAAAUCCAAGAUGGCGACUUGAACGAACUGAAAUUCAUAAUCGAGAAAUUCGGAGACUCCGUUGAUGGAAAUGGAGAUACUUUACUUCAUAGUUUUGCGAAAUUUGGAUUGUCGAACAAAUCAGCGAUCGAUUAUUGCUUGAGACGACCUUCAAAUGCCCUUGAAGGUCAAAUUAACGCUCAGAACAGAGAAGGAAAGACUCCGUUGUAUGUCUUGCUUGAAGGACCCAAAAAAGCUUCAGAAAUGUUAUUUGAAGCACUUUUCGAACAUCCUUCUUUGGAUUUAACGAUUCGAGAUUCCAUGGGUUGGACUGUUUUGAAACCUGCGGUGAAGCAAUCUAAAGAGAUUUUUCUUAAAAUUUACGAUUCAAAUCCAAAUCUCUUUUUUGCGUUGAACUUAAACGACAUGAACGUCUUCAUCUACAUGUUUGAAAUCAUCAACAAGGAACCAUUUGAACUUUUGAAAGCUCUUGUAGAAGAUCACGGUUUAGAUCUAACCUCAAUUGAUGAUCUUGGUCGAAAUAUUUUUCAUUAUUGUGCGGAAUUUGGCAAAAAUAAGCCAUAUAUCUACGAUUAUUUGUACAGUAAGUUGCCUGUAAGUCCUCAGACGAUGAUAAACGUGAAAGCGAAGGAUUGUUAUGGUUACACUCCCAUGAUGCUUGCGAUCAUUUCCGGCAACGAUUACUUUUUUAAACAUCUUUUUGCUAAAUAUGACGUCGAUUUAACUCUCAAACCAAACUCGGGUUUCAAUGCGAACUAUUUGACACUCGCUAUUAAACAUUCAAGUCUCGAUAUCCAACUUCAAAUCCUGAAACGCUGCCCUGAAUUAGUUGAUUUUGUCAGCGACUUGGGAAUAACUCCCGUGAUGAUCGCCAUAGCUGAAAGUAAACUUGAAUUAACGAAAAUCCUAAUUAACGAAUACAAUGUCGAUAUAACUGUCAAAAAUUCUUACGGCAAUACUAUUCUUCAUUACUUGGCGAAUCAUCGAGUAAAGGACACGGAAUUAAUUGAAUUGCUGCUAAAUGGCGAUCGAAAUGUUGCCUUUUACAUCAAUGAACGAAACGAGGAUGGCUUGACUCCCUUCGACAUCGCCAUGCAAAAGGAAAAUAUUGAAUUAGCAAAUGCUUUUGCGAAAUAUCUCACAACAGAGGCAGAUGUCGCUCAGAUCGAUGUCAAAGAUGUCACGAACGAGAAACCUCUUGUCAUUAGCCAAGUUGAUGGAUUUCUCGCCACAUUUCAGGAAGAAAGUUUAUUUGAUGAUCUUCGAACGUUAAUUGAGAAAAAUGAUUUGGAAGGUGUCAAAACUUACAUGAGUUCACGAAAUUUACCGGAAGUUCUUCAUUUCAUCAGUGCCAUUCAGAAUAUUGGACCAAAUAUUAUCGAUUUUCUCUUGCACGAAUGCCCAAAAACGCGGGAAAAUGUCAACUAUCAAAACAAAAAUGGCGACACCGCGUUACAUUGUGCGGCGGUACGAGAACAUAUCCCAUUGCUAAACGCUCUGUUGAAGCAUCCGGAGAUAAAUACAAAAAUCCAAAACAAAAAAGGCGAAACAGCACUUUUGGCGGCAAUUAACAACACCUGGGUGAAAUUCAGCGAAGACGUCAUUCGGAUGUUAGUGAUGCACGAACCGAGCCUUGUGCACAUUCCAGAUUUUUAUGGAGUGACGCCGCUUCAAGCCGCCAUCUUGCAUGACCAUUUCAAUGUUUUGAGGUUAGUUGUGGAAAAAGGCGCGAAUUUGCAUUAUGUUGACUCGGAUGAAGAUACGUUGGCACAUUUUUUGGCGGGAUAUAAGGCGCAAGACCCGAAAAUGAUUGAAUUUCUCAUGAAUAAGCCGAAUAACGUGUUGAAACACAUAAAUAAGCGGAAUAAACAUGGAAAUACUCCUUUGCAUGCGGCGUGUAAGAUGAACAAUGAAAAGUAUGUCAAUUAUUUGUUGGCUCAGAGGCGCAUCGAUUUGCUGCGAGUUAAUAAUAUGAACGAGACGCCACUUUUUGUGUGUCUUUCAGUGAAUAGGAAGACAGCAUCCGCUAAAAUUAUUGACGAAUUGGUGAAAAAAUGCCCGGGAAUGGUAUCAAAACCGAAUUUUGUGGGAGAUCUUCCUAUUUUGUUGGCAUUAAAUGUGGAAAAUCACGAUGUUAUCAAAGUUUUAAUUGAAGAUGGGCGAAUUGAUGUGAAUAUUUGGAGAGACAGACAACAAAACACUCUUCUUCAUUAUUUGUUCCUUUAUGAAAUAAAAGAUCGAAAUAUUUAUAAACUCUUAAUAGAUAAAGGUCAACUCGUGAUAAACCAUCCGAACAACUUGGGAGACACAAUUCUUCAUUUCGCCUGUCGUGAUCAUCUUCUCGAUAUCGUGCAUCUUCUCAUCCAAUGCCCGGAUGUCGAUUUUUCCCUCCAAAACUCCAAAGGCGAUACCCCUCUUUUGGAACUCCUGAAACCCGGGCAGAAUAACGUCGACACAACAAUUCUCGUCAAAUUACUGAUCUCCCUCUUCCCGGCGACGAAACACAUGAAAAACUAUCGAGGCGUCGCUCCGAUCCACAAAGCUCUCGAAAGCGGCUUAUUUGAUGCCGCGCCAUGUUUGUUGCCGAUAACAGAUGAUGCGCGCGAUUUUACUGAUAACGCGGGCAAUAACUUGCUGCAUUAUCUCGCGCGAUACGCAAAUUCCGACGAAAAGUUGAUAAGGAAGUUCUUGCAAGGCAUGAGUCAGCCGGAAAUUGAGCGAAUUGUGAAUAAUGCGAGAAAUAACGACGGAAAAACAGCUUUAGAUCUCGCGCGGGAGUUUAAAAAUGAUAUUUUCUUGAAUGAGAUGGAAAUUAGUUGAAUAAAAGAGAAAAAUCCCUUGAAAUUUAAUUAUAUUCAAGU
Molecule: messenger RNA, 3569 nt
Organism: Culicoides brevitarsis
Lineage: Eukaryota; Metazoa; Arthropoda; Insecta; Diptera; Ceratopogonidae
Product: ankyrin-3-like
Exons: 2
Coding region: 1-3528 (1175 amino acids)
Biological process (GO): protein localization to ciliary inversin compartment
Cellular component (GO): ciliary inversin compartment
Molecular function (GO): protein binding
Source: RefSeq, a predicted model, not a curated record